AUGGACAGCCCUGAGGACCAGUGGUGCUACCCAACCUCUAACCUGUCCUGCCCCAGAUUAGUGUUCAGUUCUGGGGCUCAGGUAACUCUCUACCUGGUGUUCCUGAUGGGCAUCCUGAUCACCAUCCUGGGCAACUCUGUGGUCAUCGUCUCCAUCACCCACUUCAAGCAGCUCCACAGUCCAACCAACAUGAUGGUGAUGUCUCUAGCCCUGGCUGACCUGUUACUAGGUUUAAUUGUGAUGCCCUUUAGCAUGAUGAGGACUGUACAGGGCUGCUGGUACUAUGGCGACGCUUUCUGCCUCAUCCACUCCAGCUUUGACAUGUUUCUCUCUUCUGUCUCCAUCUACCACCUGGUCUCAAUUUCGAUUGAUCGCCAUGAGGCAGUCUGCAACCCUAUGCUCUACUCAGUCCACAUCACCAUGCCUGUGGCCUCUUUCAUGAUCUCAGCCAGCUGGGUAAUAGCAGCUCUGUACACCUAUGGACUCUUCUACUCUAAGGCUUAUAUAACAGGAUUAGAAGACUCUCUGGAUUCUGUAAACUGUCAUGGUGAAUGCAUGAUAGUUUUCAACACCUUGUGGGGGACCCUGAGCACAAUCAUAGUUUUCUUCUUCCCUGUGUGUGUCAUGGUGGGUUUGUAUACUGAGAUCUACCAUGUAGCUAAGAAGCAUGCCAGGAGGAUAGAAGAUACCAUCCACAGAGUUGGAAGGGGGGCUAACGAGGGCGCAGUGUCGAAACGCUCGGAGCGCAAAGCAGCCAAGACGCUGGGUGUAGUGGUGGGUGGGUUUAUUUUAUGCUGGAUGCCCUGCUUCGUUGCUGCUAUUGUAGAGCCGUACAUACAUUUUGCUACACCUGGGACGUUGUUUGAGGUGUUCUGGUGGUUAGCCUACUUUAACUCCACUUUAAAUCCCAUCAUUUAUGCUCUGUUCUACCCCUGGUUCAGGAAAUCUGUUAAUCUUAUUGUCACCUUAAAGAUAUUCACCAGACACUCUUCUGAUAUGAAUGUAUUUGUUACUUGA
Messenger RNA from Osmerus eperlanus (European smelt), 1017 nucleotides. Its product is annotated as trace amine-associated receptor 13c-like. Bases 1 to 1017 code for a protein of 338 amino acids. Gene Ontology annotation, cellular component: plasma membrane; dendrite. The record is from RefSeq and is a predicted model, not a curated record. Gene Ontology annotation, biological process: G protein-coupled receptor signaling pathway, coupled to cyclic nucleotide second messenger; chemical synaptic transmission. Lineage: Eukaryota; Metazoa; Chordata; Actinopteri; Osmeriformes; Osmeridae. Gene Ontology annotation, molecular function: G protein-coupled serotonin receptor activity; trace-amine receptor activity; neurotransmitter receptor activity. The transcript has a single exon.